AUGACAGUGCAGUUCGCAGCUUCAGUGACGGUUAGCAGUGAGGUGGUCGAGGGGGGCGCUCCCCAGAACACACCAGCGAGUCCUGCAGAUAGCUGGAGAGGGGAUAAUGCUGAAGCUGAAGCAGCAGCAGGGGGAUUGGGGACAGCUGCUGCAGUGGCGGUUAGCAGUGGGGCGUUUGAGGCGGGUAUUUGCCAGAGCCCGCCUCUCUCUGAGACAAUUCAAGCAGCGUUUGACAGGGGUGCACCGGAAGAAGCAGCAGGGCGGGUGGGAGGGAUAGGCCGAGAGCAAAUGGAGGAGGAAGCUUCGGGGCGCUUUCCUGGUGAUGACUUGUGUGGGUCCGUGGAGGAGAGGGAGCUUUUUGCAUGGAAGGGGCCGGGUUCCUCAGCAUUACCACUACGGCAAGCCCUGCUCGCAUCACUCGGAACAAUCACCACCAUCUCUCUCAUCCUCAUACUCUCUGCUGCUCUUGCUCUCACCCUCCCAGUCCUCCUCUCCUCCCUCAUCUCCUCCCUCCCGUCCCUUCCUUUCCUCUCAACUUCCUCACAGUAUUCUUCCUCUCAAUCCUCCUCCUCUCAAUCCUCCUCCUCUCAAUUCUCCUCCUCCACCUCUCCAUCUGGGGAUGAUCGGCGCCUCAUGCCCGCCUCUGCGUCUCUCACGCUAACCAGAGUGUUAGCGCUCGUUUGUGUCACACCCUUGCUCGCCUUCUUUACGAGGUACAUGUUUCCACGGCCUUUUUCGUAUAAUUUCCAUCGCAAGUUCAGUUGUGUUGCUCUUAUUGAGUGA
Molecule: messenger RNA, 783 nt
Organism: Closterium sp. Naga37s-1
Lineage: Eukaryota; Viridiplantae; Streptophyta; Zygnematophyceae; Desmidiales; Closteriaceae
Source: the annotation of a GenBank genome assembly